Molecule: messenger RNA, 912 nt
Organism: Necator americanus (New World hookworm)
Lineage: Eukaryota; Metazoa; Nematoda; Chromadorea; Rhabditida; Ancylostomatidae
Exons: 10
Coding region: 1-912 (303 amino acids)
Biological process (GO): steroid metabolic process
Cellular component (GO): membrane
Molecular function (GO): 3-oxo-5-alpha-steroid 4-dehydrogenase activity
Source: RefSeq, a predicted model, not a curated record
AUGUUGUUCGGCAUUCCGGAGCCUACGGUAAUCACAUGGCUAUCAUGGUUGAUGAUCAUUUCGGGCGGAUUCGUAAUGUUUUCAAUGAUCUUGGGCAAGCGAGCCGUUUAUGGAAGAUACACCGUUAACUCAGCAAUCGUGAUCCCAGGUCGUCUAGCAUGGGUUGUGCAGGAAUUUCCAUCGUUUGCGGUGCCGCUCUACUACAUAAUCGGGUGUCAGGACACUGCAGGAAUGGUUGUUUUAGCAGCUUUUUUAGUGCAUUAUUUCAAUAGGACGUUUAUAUAUCCGUUACAAAUAAGGUCGAAAAAUGGAACACCAUGGUAUAUUUGUCUUUCAGCAUUUACGUUUUGCUCCUGGAAUGGAUAUGUGCAAGGCAGUUACCAUGGGCAAUACUAUCACCCUAAGGGCUUCUUCAGUCACCCUCUGUCGUACAUUGGGAUUGGUAUCUUUGCGCUUGGUAUGUACAUAAACAUGCAGUCGGACUCUAUUCUGCGGAAUCUAAGAAGACCUGGUGAAACUGGAUACAAAAUCCCUCGAGGUGGAAUGUUCGAGUACGUUUCUGGAGCGAAUUUUCUCGGUGAAAUGAUUGAAUGGACAGGAUAUGCAAUAGCGUCAGGUUCUCUUCCUGCCAUCGCUUUUGCAAUUUUUACUGCCAGCAAUAUUGGACCUCGAGCAAUACAUCACCAUCAGUGGUACCUCAGUAAAUUCCCCGACUAUCCCAAGAACCGCAAGGCUGAUAAAAUUGUCCUUGGAAAGAAAUUCUGGAAAAUCCUGGAAGAAGUGCUUGCCCAUCCGAGAAAUGGAGGUAUCGAGCGGGAAAAAAGAUUGGACCCAGAUCUCUGCGGGAAAAUGCUCCAAAAAUUUUCUGAGGAGACGUUAUCGGGAAAAGAACCAAUUUCCUCAUCUGUCUGA